Molecule: messenger RNA, 921 nt
Organism: Procambarus clarkii (red swamp crayfish)
Lineage: Eukaryota; Metazoa; Arthropoda; Malacostraca; Decapoda; Cambaridae
Product: salivary glue protein Sgs-3-like
Source: RefSeq, a predicted model, not a curated record
AUGGCAGCAGCAGCAUACGGCUUUAAAAGUCAACGACAGACAGAGAAGGCAACGACCGACAGGCAAAGCAACGACCGAUGGACAAGGCAACGACCGACAGGCAAAGCAACGACCGACAGGCAAGGCAACGACCUACAUGUAAGGCAACGACCGACGGGCAAGGCAACGACCGACAGGCAAGGCAACGACCGAGAGACAAGGCAACGACCGACGGACAAGGCAACGACCGACAGGCAAGGCAACGACCGAGAGACAAGGCAACGACCGACGGACAAGGCAACGACCGACGGACAAGGCAACGACCGACGGACAAGGCAACGACCGACAGGCAAGGCAACGACUGACGGACAAGGCAACGACCUACAGACAAGGCAACGACCUACAUGUAAGGCAACGACUGACGGACAAGGCAACGACCUACAGACAAGGCAACGACCGACGGACAAGGCAACGACCUACAGACAAGGCAACGACCGACGGACAAGGCAACGACCUACAGACAAGGCAACGACCUACAGACAAGGCAACGACCUACAGACAAGGCAACGACCUACAUACAAGGCAACGACCUACAGACAAGGCAACGACCUACAGACAAGGCAACGACCUACAGACAAGGCAACGACCUACAGACAAGGCAACGACCUACAGAUAAGGCAACGACUGACGGACAAGGCAACGACCUACAGACAAGGCAACGACCUACAGACAAGGCAACGACCUACAGGCAAGGCAACGACUGACGGACAAGGCAACGACCUACAUGUAAGGCAACGACUGACGGACAAGGCAACGACCUACAGGCAAGGCAACGACCUACAGGCAAGGCAACGACCUACAUGUAAGGCAACGACCAACAGACAAGGCAACGACCAACAAACAAGGCAACGGCCAACAGACAAGGCAACGACCGACAUGUAA